AAUGAUUCAAAAUCAGAAUUAUGAGGUUCAUAAAAUUGUUGGUAAAAAGAAGUAUGAAAUACUUGUUAAAGUGUUGGGAUAAGGUCAAUAUGCAAAGACUUAUUUGGCUAGAAACAUACAAACUCAACAAUACCUGGCUUGCAAAGUUUUUAUAAUUUUAAUACAAAUUAGGUGAUUUCUAAAGAAUAAAUUGUUCAUCAACUGAAUCAAAUUGAAAAUAGAGAAUUGGCAGAAAGAAAAAAACAAAAAAUAACAGAAAGGUUAUAGAAUGAAGUUGAUAAUACAAGCAAAAUGUGUAAAUUGAUAUUUAUUAUUUUAUAUAGCACAUCCUCAUAUUGUAAAAUUUGAAGAUUUAGUUGAAAGUCCAAACAAUAUUUAUUUUUUUAUGGAAUACUGUUCAGGUGGAACCUUAGAAAAAUUGAUUCAAAAUAGAAAAAGACUAAGUUAAGCUGAUGCCUUACCUUAUUUUAAAUAAUUGGCUUCAGGUAUUAUAUAUAUUUUAAUAUAUAGGUUGUGGAUAUCUUUAUGAAAAAAAUGUCAUACAUAGAGACUUAAAACCAUCUAAUGUUUUAUUAUAAGACAAUGUUAUUAAAAUAGCUGAUUUUGGUUUAUCUAAAGCAAUGGAGGAAUAAAUCAAAGAAAUUGCAAAUGAUAAUACUCCUUGGAUUGGAACACCUUUGUAUAUGAGUCCUUAAGUAAUUGUUAAUAUAAUAUUAUAGGUUAUAGGACAAGAAUAUUAUUCAAUAAAAUCAGAUGUUUGGUCACUUGGAUGCAUAUUUUAUGAAAUGCUUUGUGGAAGAACUCCUUAUUAUCAUGAAAAAGUUUAAUACUUAUAAUAAAUGAUCUAAAAUGAAAAUGUUUAGUUUCCAAAUGAUAUUUAAAUAUCAGACAACAUGAAGAAAUUAAUUACAAGGAUGCUUGCUAAAACAGAGAAUGAUAGGAUCAGUAUUGUAUAAGUAAUUGAAUACUUAGAGUAAGUUUGAA
Messenger RNA from Paramecium pentaurelia, 984 nucleotides. NCBI's taxonomy places the organism in Eukaryota, Ciliophora, Oligohymenophorea, Peniculida, Parameciidae. The record is from the annotation of a GenBank genome assembly.